This is a messenger RNA of Prorocentrum cordatum, 1068 nucleotides long. The record is from the annotation of a GenBank genome assembly. Lineage: Eukaryota; Dinophyceae; Prorocentrales; Prorocentraceae.
AUGGGCUUCCCGUGUCGGGCCGCGCUGCGCCUCCAGACGGAGCCCGGCGUGCAGUGCUUGUUCAUGGCGUCCGUCACCGGCGAGCUGCUGUGCUUGAGGACCCGCAGGGGUGCAGGGGCCAGAGCGGGCGCGGCCACGACUCCCCCGAUGGGGCAGCAGAGCCGCUUCUGCACCAGCCUGCCGACCACAUCGUUUGAGCUACAGGCAGCUGCCUGCGCGAAGCCCUGUCCCCUGCCGCUCCGCGAGGCAAGCGAGGAGCGGCAGCCCGAGAGCUGGCCAGCCGAAGAGCUCGCGCAGCCCAGCCCACUGCUGCACCGCGGGGCGAGCGGGCAGCUGCAGCCCGAGCGCCGGCCAGCCGAGCAGGAGGCGCUCUCGGAGGAGGCGCCAGGCGCGCCCGUCUUCCGCGAGGUGGAGCCCACGGCCGAGGAGCAACGCCAGGCCCAGGCCGCAGCAGAGCCGGCCCUUGCCGACUGUUGCGGGCAGACGGUGACGGUCUUCGAUUGGGACGACACUUUGCUGUGUACCACCUGGCUGUCGGCGCUGCGGAGGCGCUGCAGGGCGCCCUCGGCCGCACAGCGGCAGGAGCUCUGGGGCAUCGGGCUCGCGGCGCGGCAGCUGCUUCAGAAGGCGCAGGAGGCCGGCCACGUGGUGAUCAUCACCAACAGCGCAAGCGGCUGGGUCGAGCACAGCGCCGCGAUGCACGUCCCUGAGCUCCUUCCUCUGCUGAAGGGCGUCCACAUCAUCUCCGCCCGGAGCGAGUUCAGCCAGGAGUUUCCCGAGGAUGCGGCCCGGUGGAAGUUGCAGGCGUUCUUAACGCUACAGCAGCGGUUCUUGUCACGCCCCAUCUCCAAUUUGAUCUCCAUCGGCGACUCGAGCCACGAGGUUGACGCUGCCCGCGCAUUGGGCCGGCGGUUGGAAUGUGAUAUGCUUGUGAAGACCGUGAAGUUCUGCGAUUCGCCGAACCCAGAGCAGUUGCGCAAGCAGUUGGAAUUGGUCUGCUGCAAGUUGGACACGAUCGUCGCAUGCACCACCGACAUCAGUGUGACACUUGAGCGGAGACCAGCGUGA